CAUUGAUCUAAAAUAAAUUUCCUUCCAGUGUAAAAUGUGAAUUUAAUGAAACCUGAUAGUUUAAUGACACAUCUCACACCGUCUGCUUAGAGAAGAGGCCCUUCCCCCAGCUAGGACUGUGGGGUUCAAACUCCCCACUAGAGCCAAACGCUCUGGGAUUCUUUUCAAAUGAGUGGGGGGUGGGGAAGAGAUGGGUAGAAGUCUCAAGGCUGUCAAAUUUCAAAGAUUAAAACGGAGCCUGAGGGCUUCGCUCGUGGCGCAGUGGUUGAGAGUCCACCUGCCGGUGCACAGGACACGGUUUCGUGCCCCGGUCCGGGAGUAUCCCACAUGCCGCGGAGCGGCUGGGCCCGUGAGCCAUGGCCGAGCCUGCGCGUCCGGAGCCUGUGCUCCGCAACGGGAGAGGCCAUAACAGUGAGAGGCCCGCGUACCGCAAAAAAAAACAAAAAAAAAACAAACGGAGCCUGACUCUUUAUUACAGAUAGUGAUGUCACACUGAAGUGGAUACGUUUCUAAACAAAGGUCACAGUUCCAGUUACACCAAGCCUUCUUGUUGCAGUUUGUCCUGCUCUGGGCGCCCUCUUGUCUAUACUUGCUUCAUCUUCAAACUGAAUGAGGAAUUCCCUGUGCACACCUGUGACCUCGCGUUCCGACCAAGCUGCGGGAAGACUACAGAGUCAGCCUUAGGACAGGAAUAAGCUCUGUUUAAAUUCAAAUAUUCCCGCGGGGACAGGUCACCCACCAACGGCUGAAGCCUGUUCGCCUGAGCCAAGCGUCCUCCCGCCCCGCUGUCACUCAGGCACGAGGGGGCGAGGCCUUGGGAACUGCCCAAUCAGGGAGGUCGCUGGGGCCUGUGGGUGGGGUGACGCCCCUCAACGGAAGGGCUGUAGCUAAUCGCUCUGGCUUUGCUCCGGAUGCUUAUCUUCCUCUAGUGGUCUUCUUCCUCUGCAGCAGGCUGUGUUGUGCUGUGAUCUAUACGGGUCGUGGGAGUCGUAGGAAGGAUUCGGGGAGACCCAGGAAACCUAGAAAUGGACUCGGUAGCCAUUGAAGAUGUGGCUGUGAAUUUCACCCUGGAGGAGUGGGCUUUACUGAAUCCUUCACAGAAGAAACUCUACAGAGAUGUGAUGCGGGAAACCUUCAGAAACCUGGCCUCAGUAGGGGAAAAAUGGGAGGAUCAUGACAUUGAAGAUCAGUACAAAAACCAGGGGAGAAAACUAAGAAGUCAUGUUGUAGAGAGACUCUGUGAAAGUAAAGAGGGUAGUCAAUGUGCAGGAAACUUCAGCCUUAUUCCAAAACUCAGUCUGAAGAAGAAAACUACUGGAGUGAAACUACAUGAAUGCAGUGCAUGUGGAAAAGUCUUUAUGCAUCAUUCAUCCCUUAAUAGGCAUAUCAACCGUCAUAGUGGGCACAAACUGUAUGAGUAUCAGAAAUAUGAAGAGAAGCCAUAUAAAUGUAAGGAAUGUGGUAAAGCCUUCAGUUAUCUUCAGUGUUUUGAAAAACAUGAAAGAAAACACAGUGGACAGGAGAACUAUAAAUGUAAGGAAUGUGGGAAAGCUUUUCAUUUUCGAACAUCCUUUCAAACACAUAAAAGGAUUCAUACAGGAGAAAAGCCCUAUGAAUGUAAAGAAUGUGGGAAAUCCUUUAUGUGGCUUACAACCUUUCAAAGACACAUGAUAACGCACACUGGAGAUACUCCUUAUAAAUGUAAGGAAUGUGGGAAACCCUUUAAGUGGCUCACAACCUUUCGGAGACACGUGAUAACACACACUGGAGAUGCUCCUUAUAAAUGUAAGGAAUGUGGGAAAGUCUUUACUUUUUUAAGUGCACUACAAAUACAUGAAAAAACCCACAUGGGAGAGAAACCCUAUCAAUGUAAACAAUGUGGAAAAGCCUUUAGAUAUCGUCGAACUUUUCAAACACAUGAAAGGACUCACACAGGAGAGAAACCCUAUGAAUGUAAGCAAUGUGGUAAAGCUUUUAUUUCCCGUGUAGGAUUACAAAACCAUGAAAGAAAUCACAAUGGAAAGAAAUUCUAUGAAUGUAAAAGAUGUAGUAAAGCAUUCAGUUAUUCCAGUUCUCUUCGAAAACAUGAAAGAAAUCAUACUGGAGAGAAACCCUAUGAAUGUAAGGAUUGUGGAAAAGGUUUUAUUUUUCUCUCAAGCCUUCGGGCACACAUGAUAAGUCACUCUGGAGAUGGACCUUAUAAAUGUAAGGAAUGUAAGAAAGCAUUCAUUACUCCCAGUUCAUUUCAAAUACAUGUAAGGACUCACACAGGAGAGAAGCCUUAUAAAUGUAAACAAUGUGGGAAAACUUUCAAUUGGCCCACUUCCAUUCGCAGACAUGAAAAAAGUCAUAGUGGAGAGAAACCCUAUAAGUGUAGGAAAUGUGGUAAAGCCUUCAGUUGUCCCAGAUCCUUCCAAAGCCAUGAAAGGAGACACAGUGGAGAAAAGCCUUAUGAAUGUAAAAAAUGUGGUAAAGCCUUCAGUUGUCCAAAUUCCUGUCGAAAACAUGAAAGAAGUCAUGGUGGAGAGAAACAUGAAUGUAAAGAAUGUGAGAAAGCCUUCAGUUCUCUCAUCAAAUUUCAAAGACACGUGAUGAAGCACACUGGAGAUGGACCUUAUAAAUGUAAGGAGUGUGGGAAAGUCUUUGAUUGUCCCAAUUACUUUCAAAGUCAUGAAAGGAUUCACAGUGUAGAAAAGCCCUAUGAAUGUAAGGGAUGUUGUAAAACCUUCAGUACUCCUAGGUCCCUUCGAAGACAUGAAAGAACUCAUACUGGAGAGAAACCUCAUGCAUGUAAGGAAUGUGGUAAAGCCUUCAGUUAUCCCAGUUUCCUUCAAAAACAUGAAAGAAGUCAUACUGGGGAGAAACCCUAUCAAUGUAAACAAUGUGGUAAAGCCGUCAGUUAUCUCAGUUCCCUUCGAAGUCAUGAAAGGACUCAUAGUGGAGAGAAACCCUAUGAAUGUAAGGAAUGUGGGAAAGCGUUCAUUUUUCUCUCAAAAUUUCAUUUACACAUGAUAAAGCACACUGGAGUUGGACCUUAUACAUGUAAGAAAUGUGGGAAAGCCUUCGAUUGUCCCAGUUCAUUACAAAACCAUGAAAGAACUCACACUGGAGAGAAACCGUAUGAAUGUAAGAAUUGUAGUAAAGCCUUCAGUCAUCUCCGUUCUUUACGAAACCAUGAAAGAACUCAUAUUGGAGAGUAGCGCUUGGGAAAGCCUUCAGUUCUGUCACUAAAAUUCCAAGACAUGUGGUGAAGCACACUGGAGCUGGACCUAAUAGUGUAAGGAAUGUGGGAAGGCCUUCGAUUUUUUUCAGUUCAUUAUGAAAUCAUGAAAGAACUCACACUGGAGCGAAACCACACGAAUGUGAAAAUUAUAGGAAAGCCUUCGAUUGUCCCAGUUCUGUUCAAAACCAUGAAAAUCCUCAUAAUGGAAAGUAGGCCUAUGAAUGUCAGGAAUGUAGGAGAACCUUCAGUAGUCCCAGUUCAUUCUGAAUACAAAAAAAGAAUUCACACUGGAGAGAAACCCUGUGAAUGCAAACUGUAUGGUAAAGCCCUCAACAAUUCCUAUUAUGUUCAAAUAUGUGAAAGAACUCUUACCAGAAACUGAACGUAAGGAAUAUUGGAAAGCCUUUAUCACACAACAUUUUAAGGACACAAGACAGUGCACACCAUGUAAGCAUGAGGAAUUGGGGAAGUUUUCAGUCCCAUUUUCUUGGGAGAGAACUCACUCUAGAGAGAAUUCUGUUAAAUAUAAACAAUAUAUGAAAACCUUCAUUUGCCCUACAUCCUUACAAAACCAUGUGAGAAUGUACACUGGAUAGAUACCAAGUAACUGAAAAGUAAAACAGACUAUUCAGUUGAAACAAAUAUUUUUGUAGUCAUGUGAAAACUGAACUGGAAAAAACUCAUGUUAAUGUAAGUAAUAUGGGUAAGCCUGGUACAAAUUAAUUCAUGUAGAAUACUCAAAGUUACAGUAUGGAAGAAGUGUUAUAAACUUUAAACAUAUACUGUCCUUAUCAGUGGCACAUUCUUAAAGUUAUUAUCUGUAGUAUGGAGUAGUACUUACUUUUGCAAGUAAAUAUUGAGGUAAGAUAAUUCUGUAGGUACUCUUUAGGCAAUUGUUCCUAAGUUUAAUAGGUAAUUUUAUCUACUCAGUAAAAUUUUUGUUUUUAUUUUGAAGACUCUUUGAUCCAUGGGUGAAUUGAAGUGCAUUUCUAAUAUGUAAGUGGGGUUAAUUUUUAUAUAAUACUCUUCUGCAAAUAAGAGAACACUGAAAAAUGACACUUUGGUACUUGUUUGUUUAUUGUACUGGCCUCCUGCGGCAAGUACUCAACAUCCCUUAUACAUUAUAUACAUAUUCCACCUUUACUUCUUAAGAGAAAACUAACUUUUCAUUGGCCUGAAGAGCUUUAUUCCAUUUCUUUGCUAACAAUGAGUUGGCAUAUAUUUGUAAGUAUGCAAAGUUCAUCAUAUACUCUCAUGUGAAUUAUUGUUUUCAUCUUUUGUCCUUUGUUAUUCCUUCUGGCUGGGAUUUGGGCUAUGGAAUUUGCAUUAAGAGAGACCUGUGAGGGCUUCCCUGGUGGCGCAGUGGUUGAGGGUCCACCUGCCGAUGCAGGGGACACAGGUUCGUGCCCCUGUCCAGGAGGGUCCCACAUGCCACGGAGCGGCUGGGCCCAUGAGCAAUGGCCACUGGGCCUGCACGUUCGGGGCCUGUUCUCCGUGACGGGAGAGGCCAUGGCAGUGAGAGGCCCAUGUACUGAAAAAAAAAAAAAAGAGAGAGACCUGUGAAAGGACAAUAAAAUUUAGAGUUGGAGAUGACCCUUUUGACUCUGUUACGUCAAUGUGAGUAAUGUUGUGAAUUACAUUUUCUAGACUCUGUUGCUUUUAUGGCCCCAUGUUAGAAUUCACCAAAGCCUAAUUUACAGGUAACUUGAAAUGCAGAUGUGAAAUAGGAUUAGGUAGAUUUUGGAGCCACUUGUAUGGAAAGAGACACACAAGAAGCAUAGGGCCUUUGCAGACACUUGCUUCCAGCUCAUUUUCCUCAUUUUUUGCUCUGCCAGUCAGGAAUAUUCUCAAAACUGAAGAGAGUCCAAGACAGUGGAGUAGGAAGACACUGAGCUCACCUCCUCCCAUGGGCACAUCAAAAUUACAACUGUUUACCAAGCAACUAUUGAUGAGAAAGACCUGAACACUAGCAGAAAAGGUCUUCUACAAGUAAAGAUAGGAGGAAGGACCCACAAUGAAACCAGUAGGAAGUGUGGAGAAAUGUUACAGUCAAGACCCAUUACCCACAAACAGGAGGAUAAUUACAAUUGCAGAAGUUGUCCCAAGGAGCAAGGGUGUCCAAACCCCACAUCUUGCUCCCCAGCCUAAGGGCCCUGCACUGGAAAGACAAGCCCCCAGAACAUUUGGCUUUGAAGACCAGCAGGGCUUACUUUCAGGAUAGUCAGAGGGCUGUAGGAAAUAGAGACUCCACUCUUCAGGGAUGCACAUAACAUCUCAUGUGCUCCAAAAUCCAGGGCAAAAGCAGUAAUUUGAAAGGAGCCUAGGUUUGACCCACCUGCUGAUCUUGGAGAGACUCCUAGAAAAUCAGGAGGCAACUGGUGUUUACUCUUGGGACAUAGACACUGUGACAGCCCUUUUGGGGCUGUCCACAAGGAUACUGGUUCUGACAAGUGUGGUUUUGGAAUUGUCCUUCUAGCUUAUUAGCACAAGAGACCUGCGCUACCCACCAGCCUGUUGGCACCAGUAUUGGGAUACCUCAGGCCAAGCAGCUAGCCAGGUGGGGAUGCAGCUGGCCCACCCACCAUAUGGCCAGCUGCCUUAAGAUACAUUGAGACCCCAGUUGCCCUGGCACUGGCUCUGGGACCCCUGAGGCCCCACAGCCAGCUGUUGGGGCCCAACCCAAUAUACCAGUGGGCCUACACCAGGAUCCAGCCCCAUUCACCAGUGGGCCAGUACCAGCUUUGGGACACCCCAGACCUUGUAGCCGUCUGUGACAGAAAUAAGCCCUGCUCACCAGUGGGCUGACACCAACUCUGAGACCCCCAGCUUACUGUAGCCAAAGACCUCAGGAUCUGGCUCCACCCACCAGUGAGCUGGCAUUAACCCCAGGACCCCCUGGGCCUCAGCCCCACCUACCAACUCUAAGACACCUUGGACCCUUCAGCCAGCCACCCUGGGAUUUGGCCCCAGUCACCACCAGGCUGACAGUAGAUUUGGGGGUCCCGAGCCCAUGACCUCCCACCCUGGAAACUAGCUCCACCCACCAGUGGGCCAGCACUGGCCCUCAGACCCCCUGGGGCUCUAUAGCCAGCCACCUCAUGUCCUGACCCUACCUACCAACAGUCAGCAACCUCCCCACAAGGCAGGACCUGGCAACCAAGUGGACCAAGGGGCAGCCACACCUAGUCAGCCCACUGCACGAGAAGGACCCAUGUAGGGGGCACACCUAGAGCAUAUACCUCUGGUGUCCAGAGGAGAGAGCACUGCUGGCACACAUAGGACGUCUCCUACAAAAGGCCACUUCUGAAACGUCUGGAAACAAGCAAUGUGCCAAAUACAUAGAAAUUUAAAAAGCAAAUUAGGCAAAGUGAGGUGACAGGAAUAUGUUCCAAACAAGGAACAAGAUAAAACCCCAGAAGUAGAACUAAGGAAGCAGAAAUAAGCAAUCUGCUUGUUCAAGGUAAUGAUCAUAAAGAUGCUCAAAGAACUUGGGAGAAGAAUGGGUGAACAGAGUGAGAAAUUCGUCAUUUUUAACAAAAAUUUAAAAAAUACAAAGAACCAAACAGUUGAAGAAUACAAUAAGUGAUACUUUUAAAUACACUAGAAAGAAUCAGUAGUAGAUUAGAUGAUACAGAGGAAUGAAUCAGCAACUGGAAGACAGAGUAGUGGAAAUCACUCAAUCUGAACAGAAAAUAAGGAAAAAGAAUUUUUUUUAAAUGACAGUUUGAGACUUCUGAGACAAGAAGAAGCAUACUAACAUUCUCAUUAUAGGAGUCCCAGAAAGAAAGGAGAGAAAAUGGGCAGAAGACAUAUUUGAAGACAUAAUAGCCAAGAACUUCCGUAACCUGGUAAGGAAACAGACAUCCAGGUUCAGGAAUUACAGUCCCAAAAGGACCAAUCUAAUAUAUGUGUAUAUAUAUAUAUUGUUGUAUAUAUUUAUAUUAUAAUAUAUCAUGGAAUAUUACUCAACCAUAAAAGAGAAUGAAAUUUUGCCAUUUGCAACAUUGUGCAUGGGCCUAGAAGGUAUUAUCCUAAGUGAAAUAAGUCUGACAGAGAAAGACAAAUACUGUAUAAUUUCACUUAGUUUUGGAAUCUAAAAAACAAAACAAAUGAACAAACAUAGCGAAACAGAGUUACAGAUACUGUGUCAAACAGGUAGUUGGCAAAGGGAGAAGAGGUAGGGGAGGAAAGAAAUAGGUGAGGGAGACUAAGAGGUGCAAACUUAGAGUUGCAAAAUGAGUCACAGGUAUGAAGUGUAAGGUGUGGGAAAUAUAGUCAAUAAUUAUAUCUUUGUAUGGUGAGAGAUUGUAACUAAACUUAUAUUAGUGAUCAUAUUGAAAUGUAUAGGAAUAUCGAAACACCAUGUUGUGUAACAGGAACUAACAGUGUUGUAGGUCAUUUAUAUUUCAAAAACAAACUCAUAAAGAGAUCAGAUUUCUGAUUACCAGAGGCAAGGUGUGGGGGGAAGGGGAAAUUGAAGGAAGACAGUCAAAAGGUACACACUUUCUGUUAUAAAAUAAUUAGUACUAGGGAUGUAACGUACAACAUGAGAAAGUUGUUAAAGAGAGUAAAUCCUAAGAGUUCUCAUCAAAAGGAAAAUAAUUUUUUCUAUUUCUUUAAAAUUUUGUAUCUAUAUGAAGUGAAGGAUGUUCACUAACCUUAUUGUGAUAAUCCUUUCACGAUGUAUAUAAGUUAAAUCAUACUGUACACUUUAAAUUUAUACACUGCUGUAUGUCAAUUAUUUCUCAAUAAAACUGGAAAAAAAGAGAAUAUCCUCAAAACCA
Messenger RNA from Orcinus orca (killer whale), 8007 nucleotides. RefSeq names its product zinc finger protein 709-like. The coding region runs from base 1026 to 3200 and encodes 724 amino acids. The record is from RefSeq and is a predicted model, not a curated record. Gene Ontology annotation, biological process: regulation of transcription by RNA polymerase II. Lineage: Eukaryota; Metazoa; Chordata; Mammalia; Artiodactyla; Delphinidae. The transcript has 4 exons. Gene Ontology annotation, molecular function: DNA-binding transcription factor activity; RNA polymerase II cis-regulatory region sequence-specific DNA binding.